AUGGUUAAAUUAACUCAAGUUGAAGACGAACAAGAAGCUAUUUUUCAACAACAAAGAGCAAGCGAAGCUAAAGAAGCUUCCAACACUGCAGAUGCUUAUGAUACUGAAUCUGAAUCUGAUUCAGAUGAUGAUGACUUUGAUGAAGAUGAAACCAUCUAUGAUAGAAUCAUUGCCUUAAAAGAUAUCAUCCCACCAAAACAAAGAACCCAAGUCUCAAACAUCUUCUCAUCUACUUAUUCCACCAUCCAUUCUGGUGUUGCCAAAGCUGGUAACUUGACAUGGAUCUUAACAACCAGUGCAUUAUUACUCGGUGUCCCAUUAUCCUUAUCAAUCUUGGCUGAACAACAAUUGAUGGAAUUAGAAAAAGAGUUCAAACUACAACAAGGUGCCAAUGAUAUUUUAGCCCCAGGUUCAGAACAACAACCUGGUGCCCCAGCUCCAGCUACUGCUUAA
Molecule: messenger RNA, 453 nt
Organism: Hansenula anomala
Lineage: Eukaryota; Fungi; Ascomycota; Saccharomycetes; Phaffomycetales; Wickerhamomycetaceae
Gene: TOM22
Product: Tom22p
Exons: 1
Coding region: 1-453 (150 amino acids)
Biological process (GO): intracellular protein transport
Cellular component (GO): mitochondrial outer membrane
Source: RefSeq, a predicted model, not a curated record